AUGCCUCUGCGAUGCCGUGAACCUUUAAUAGCGUGUCCUCGAUACAACCACGGCGUCUGGAAACCAGAUGUCCACGGGGCCCAGAGAAGACGAGGGAAGAUAACGGAGGUCGUCGUCGCGAGCUCGAGGAGGGCGCGUGCAACUCAGCCAGCGGGUGAUGCACUCGCGAAGAUUGAUUCUGUGGAGGCCCAACCCGAUCUCGCAGCAACAUCAUCAGAAUAUGCUUUGGGUUCCAAAGACAGAAACGACGACGCAUUCAAGAAUUCUAGCCUAAGGGCGUCCGUCGUUGCGCCCUUGGCGAAAAGUGGUCUCGCUGUGCUUGGUGCCAUUCUCAGUGACCUGGGAAUUCCAGGCGCGGCAGCAUGCAAACUAGUGAUUUCCGCCGUUGAAAAGUACGAGGAGAUGCAGUUAAAUGUCGAAGCACUGAACUCCCUCAGGAAGCACUACGACCAUAUCGCUAGCGUGAUUGACGACGCGUUGAAGGAUAGGUCAUGUACAGAAAUAUCGAAGCAGAUGACAGCGGCGUUUCGGCGCUUCGCCAGUCGACUUGAUGCUGCCGUCGUUCCCCGCGAGGAAGAGCAGAAGAAGCAUAUUUUCUUCCAAUUUUUGCACAGCAGUGAAUUCGCGACGAAGCCACGGGGAACUUUUGAUGGGGUGGGGCGACUGGUUGCAUUCAUCGUCGGAAUCACACUUGCUGGUCAUUUUACGCUCAACGAGGUUCUGCAGUCGGUCGAAAAUAAAGCGCUGGCUGACAAUGUCCAGUCGCUUCGCCCUGUCGGGGCUGCUUACAACGACAACCAUGCACUCAAUAAAAAGAGGACUGUUUGUCUGGCCGGGACCCGGACAACUCUCCUUGAAGAAAUCGGGCACUGA
Molecule: messenger RNA, 873 nt
Organism: Pleurotus ostreatus (oyster mushroom)
Lineage: Eukaryota; Fungi; Basidiomycota; Agaricomycetes; Agaricales; Pleurotaceae
Exons: 6
Coding region: 1-873 (290 amino acids)
Source: RefSeq, a predicted model, not a curated record